CCACAGCACAGACAGAUUGCACAAUGGGCUGGUGGCUGUAAUUUGUCUACACUAGUUGUGCUUUUAUCCUUACAUAUUUUACCUAUGAUCUCCUAUGUUGUUCAAGAUAUAUUUGGCCAAAUGUAGGCAGGUCAAGAGCCACGUAAAACCACAACACGUGCUGCUAGUUCCAAUCUUAUCUGGACAGAUUUUUGCGACGGCUGUGCGACGCUGCUGCCGCGGGACUCGGAUCCCUCUGCACCUCAUCCUGAACUUCAUCUGGCGCUGCUAAAAACCAGGCAUACUCGGACACAGAGUGACUGUGCGUAUCUGAUCGCCUUUUACUCCAAAAGUGGAUUAUAUCAUAUCCAACGCAAACUGGCAAUGUGUAUCACUUAACACACUGCAACAUGGCUGCUCCUUGGACACCAGUGAGAAAAGUUUAACACUGACGCUGUGGAGAUUUGCCGUGAAAGCUGGCUGGUUAAUGACUUAUUUGCCUUGCACAGAUUUGGUAGGACAAUUAGACCAGUGGGCACGACGUGACAGCCGCGUCCUGCGCCUCUGAGGGUCCCCGCUCAUAGUCACUGCAGUGGGCUUAGUGAAGAAGAGCUGCUGCCUUGAACGUCGUGGACUGGUGGCGUUUAGAGAAAGAAACAUCUGGCACCAGUCUGUGUUUCAGCUUAAAAUGCAUUUUUCCAUACCCGAAACGGAGGUGUGUACGGGAGAAAAUGGAUCAACCUUUGUGGCUUAUAAUAUCCAUGUGAAUGGUGUACUGCAUUGCAGGGUCCGUUACAGCCAGCUCCUCAGCCUCCAUGAACAGAUAAAGAAAGAGUAUGGCAGUAAUGUGGUGCCCACCUUCCCUCCAAAGAAGAUUUUCACACUGACUCCCGCCGAGGUUGAGCAGAGACGAGAGCAGCUGGAGAAAUACAUGCAGGCUGUGAGACAAGAUCCGUUGCUUGGAUCUAGUGAAUUGUUCAACAGCUUCUUAAGGAAAGCCCAACAGGAGACCCAGCAGAUUCCCACAGAAGAGGCUGCUCUCGACAUCUGCCUCUCCAAUGGUCAGAAGGUCACGGUCAACAUCCUGACUUCAGAUCAGACCGAGGAUGUGCUUGAUGCUGUUGCAACAAAGCUCGAUCUCCCAGAGGACCUUGUGGGUUACUUCAGCUUGUUUCUUGUUCGUGAAAAUGUAGAUGGAGGUUUAACAUUUGUACGGAAGCUGCAGGAGUUCGAGCUGCCUUAUGUAUCCAUUUCCAGUCUUCAAAGCUCAGAGUUCCACAUACUACUACGAAAAAGCUACUGGGACAUGGCAUAUGACAGCGAUGUGAUGGACAACAGAAUUGGCCUGAAUUUGCUGUAUGCCCAGACUGUGGCUGACAUUGAGCGAGGCUGGAUUCUCGUCAACAAGGAUCAGCACAGGCAACUGAAAUCCCUGCAAGAGAAAGGCUCCAAAAAAGAGUUCAUUCAUCUAGGACAGACACUAAAGUAUUACGGCUACAUCAAGUUUGACCCAUGCAUAACAGACUUCCCAGAAAAGGGCUGCCAAGUGAUCGUUAGCGCUGGCAACAAUGAGCUCAACUUCCACGUCAAACUGCCCAAUGACCAGAUGAAAGAAGGCAGCUUCAAGGUCACGCGCAUGAGGUGCUGGCGAGUCACGUCUUCUCAAGUUCCAGUCUCCAAUGGUACAAGUAACCCCUGCAGCUCAUCCAAAUGUGACGUUAAACUGGAACUGGCCUUUGAAUAUCUCAUGAGUAAAGAUCGUCUCCAGUGGGUCACAAUCACCAGCCAGCAGGCUAUCAUGAUGAGCAUCUGUCUCCAGUCCAUGGUGGAUGAAUUGAUGGUGAAGAAGUCUGGUGGAAGCAUCAAAAAGAUGUUGAAAAAACGACACAACGGUUCCUACCACAGGUCUGAUAGUCAACAAGCUGUGAAAUCACCCCCUCUACUGGACUCACAGGAACCCAACCGCGAGCAAAUUGUCAAACUCUCUACCAAGCUGAGUUCUGUGUCACUUCGAGGGAUCAGCGCUUCCAACUCAUCCAAUGACAUCAGCGGUAAUGAUUUCCAUGGUAACUAUGCUUUCGAGGGAAUCGGGGACGACGACUUGUAACUCCCAUUGGGGCCCUGGCUUUUUCCAUUCCACCCUCACCCUGCGGGACGUCCCAGACCACACGCUGAACUGAGCCGAGAGCCACACAAGUGUUUAACUCUGCCAGAUUGUAGCCUCUUUAAUGAGAUAGGUCGCUGCCUUAAGCUCUCUCUUCAUCUCAACUGUGCCCUUUGAAAACAUUUGUAUCAUGAAUUAAAUAGGAACAUUAGCACAGUUGUUUUUGAUUAAAGCUAAAAUAGCAUGAAGCUGCAGGUAUUGAAAGAACCAUUCCAUUUAAUAUUUGGCAUCUCUUUGAUACAGUUGAAGGUACAAAGGUUGAUUUUUCUAGCUUUCAAGUGCACGUUUCUAAGCAGAGAGCCAUAUAUUUAGUUAGACCUGGCACUAGUGAUAAAACAGCAGAACUAAGCAGUGAAUGUGUUUAAACUGUCAACUUGUGCAAACCAAACUGCUAUUUUCUUGUCAGUCUCAAUGUGCACCAAGUGUCUGGACGUCUGUGUGCAGUCUGUAGUUUGAGCUUGUGGAUACUGCGUUCAGAACUAGCCUUAACUUUAUUGUUUUUGCCUCAUGUUCACGUCGUCCUUGGGUCUUGCAGAUGUUGGUAUGUGAUUGGCCGGGCUGCUUGCACUUGCUUACUCUGACAUUUUGCACAGUAUUACAGGUGGAGGUGAAUGUCUUAAGCAUAAUGUUUCCAUUGUGUGGAGAUUUCUUUAGGGCUCUGGAAAUUUAUGUGAUUUGUUUCUUUUUUAAAAGCAUUUUUAAGGUUUCUCAUAAAUGCCAAAUUAUAGUUUACUAAAGCAUUUUGCACAAAAUGACAAUAAAAAAUAAAAUGUCACUUUUUCUAUUAUGUACAUGUAAUAAAGUAUUCUGAACAUUUACUAAUAGCAUAAUUACCAUAGCCUAUUAUUGUAAUCAAGUGUAAUCUAAGUUGUAUAGAGCAAAUGCUUAAAUGGACUAGCAUUUAUUGUUUACAAAUGUCUAUUAGGGGACUUUUUAAUUGAAUAUUUUUGUUUACAAAUUAUGAUUUCUGUGUCUUGUGUUUUCGGGCCUCUGUUCAACAUACAUUGUGCCAAUCAUCUCAGAGAAAUUAAGUAAAGGUGCUUUGAGGUGGCUAAGGUGAAUUGCUGGAGUGAACACGUCUUAUCAAGAGCACAUAACAUAAUCUGUUCAUGAUUAUAAUCAUUCCAUAUAUUUUCAGCUUUAUAAGUUAUGUUGCCCUUAGCCAUUAAUCAAAGCCAGCAAAUCCCUCUGGUUUCUAGAACUGUAAAAUUAUCGAUUAUGCUAUCAUUAAUGCUAUGAAUGUCUGAUGAUCUUUAAAUAUUUUUUUAAUUGGUCUCAAAUCGGUUGACUGUGUGAUUUACUGUGUAUUCUUAUCACCAGCAUCACAAAUGUAAGAUUGUAUUGACUGUUGCCAAUGCCUGUCUGGUCUCGUCAUCAAGCUAAAAUAAAACUUAAAUUAGACCACA
This is a messenger RNA of Boleophthalmus pectinirostris (great blue-spotted mudskipper), 3549 nucleotides long. RefSeq names its product sorting nexin 17 (gene snx17). Gene Ontology annotation, biological process: signal transduction; intracellular protein transport. The record is from RefSeq and is a predicted model, not a curated record. The transcript has 15 exons. The coding region runs from base 668 to 2086 and encodes 472 amino acids. Gene Ontology annotation, molecular function: phosphatidylinositol binding. NCBI's taxonomy places the organism in Eukaryota, Metazoa, Chordata, Actinopteri, Gobiiformes, Gobiidae. Gene Ontology annotation, cellular component: early endosome.